Messenger RNA from Lotus japonicus, 2145 nucleotides. RefSeq lists its product as uncharacterized. The record is from RefSeq and is a predicted model, not a curated record. NCBI's taxonomy places the organism in Eukaryota, Viridiplantae, Streptophyta, Magnoliopsida, Fabales, Fabaceae. The transcript is spliced from 11 exons. Bases 468 to 1670 code for a protein of 400 amino acids.
UUAUAUGAUUUGGGUCAUUGAUAUUCUAAAUGAGUGAAUUUGGUUACGUAAGUAAAUUGAGUCCUUCCGUCUGAGUUUCGUCCAAUUAUUUAUUAUGUCCCUCUAAGAUAGCUCAAGUGGUAGGAGUCGUAGGACAUAUGAGUUGGGUAGGGGGAGGUCAAGGGAUCGAUUUCUAACCGUUGUAAUUUAUCUUUCCGAUAUACCUAGGGGGAAGAUAAUUUACCGCUUAAUUAAUACAGAUUUAGCUACUAUUAGGCGUGUUAGCCGCGAAGAUCUCAUUAUGUAAAUUUGUGUCGGACUUCACAACGAAAGCAUUCCCUCUCUAACCUCCAUCACUAACCCCAUCUCUUAGUCAAAGGUUUUGUGACAGAUUGAUUCUCCGUCGCAAAAAACCAGUUUCACCUCCAAAACGAAAAGCUCACACCCUUAUAGGCAAAUAGGUUUCGUUUGUACCAAUUGAAUGGACAAUGGAAACCAGAAGCAACGAUUGUGAGAAUGGCAAUGCGUGUUCUUCUUCUGCAGUGAAACUCAGUGAUUGUAUUGAAGAGCUUGUCAAGUUCACUCUCUUCUCUCGCUCUCACCUCAACCUUCUCAAUCUCUCAACUCAAUUUUGUUCUACCCUUCUCAAAGAUGACCCUGAACCCUCACCCUCUUCACAUUCACACCCUCAAGAUGGUUUGCAAGGAGUGCCGUCGUAUCCGUUGUACAAGCGUCUUGCUUUAGCUUUGUUGAGGUGUAUUGAUACUGGAACAUUUUGGAGUCCAGGCUAUAAUGUAGCCAUGGCUCAUGAAUUGGAGAGUUGUUCUCUGCAGCAGAAGUAUAAUGAGUGGCACAAAUUGAUUGUAGAGAAGGGGUCUGAAAUAGUUAAUAUUUUGAAGAGUGUUCGGUUGGAACUCCAUGUUCAAGAGCCUUUUCUUACACAUUUGAAAGAUGGCCUGAAAACAAUUGAAGGGAGGUGUGCCCGUGGUAAACACAACAGGAUUGAAGUAGGAAAUCUGAUUCUCUUCAAUGAGUCUCUGGUGUUUGAAGUUCAGGGAGUAAGGAGGUAUGCUUCAUUCUUUGACAUGUUGGAGGCAGAAAGCCUUGAAAAAGUUCUUCCAGGAGUUGAAAGUGUUGAAGAAGGUGUAAAGGUCUAUCGGAGGUUUUUUACAGAAGAGAAGGAACGUGAAAAUGGUGUUCUUGCAAUCAUUUUUUCAAAACCUGCCCUUCAACCUUACAUAUCUCUGGCUAGCUUAUUUUCUGGACUAAAGUAUGAGGGUGUUCAAGGCCUUCUAGGUAUAAUUCAUACUAGGGGGACAGUUCCUAAUGCACUUCCACCACCAAGAUCAUCUCUAUUAGCAUCGUUUAAUUUGCCAUGCAAUCCAAAUGAAAUUUCCUUGAGUACUGGAGCUCGUGCGUUAGCCAAACAUGCUUUUAGGAGUAGCAGUGGUUAUUGGGGUUCUCUGGAUGGGAAUGAUUCUAAUAAAAAUAGGCUUGCAAUGAAUGUCAUUAACCACUUAAUAACACAUUGUUGCUGGCUGAAUAUACAUAUUGUCCCACCACAUGGAGGUGUCUUUGAAAUAAGGGUAGCGGAAGGAUAUGGUGCACGUUGGACAGAAGACGGAAGUAAGUUUAUUGGAUUUUUAGAGCCCUACAUGCAAGAUGGUCACUCAAAGGGAUGGAAGCACUAGUUUUUCUAGCCAGAUUGGCAGUGCCAGACCACACCAAGUACACCUUGUGACAGAAUUCCAGCAUUUCCUGUUAGCUUGUGUGGUAGUAUUUGUUUUCUAUCUCUACUUUCAUGCAUGGUAACAAGUAACCAUAGAUGAUGGAGUUAGUAUGAAUGUUAUGUUUGGAUAGUUGUUGGCACCAGUGCAAUUGGACGUUAGCACUCACUUCGAGACAAAAGUUAAUGAAACUCUUCUUAUAGAUUGGGAUGAAGUUUAGCACAAGUAGUUGUACUUUUAAGAAAUUUCCAUUAGUGCAUGUAGUUUCUUUUUCUUUUUUUUCUUAGGGGGGGGGGGGGGAGGGUGGGGUGCAAGUUUAGCACAAGUAUUGAGUCAUUAAAUGUUACUGGUAAGUUCCAUUUUGGCUUCUUCCUAUCCUAUUGAUAUGAUAUUUAUUAUGGUUUUGGCCCCUUCAGAUUGCCAUAUUGUGUGGGCCUUA